CCAUUAAGUUUCUGUGUUGUUAUAUAAAUACUGGAAAAUGUGUGCUUGUAUCUAAGAACAUUUGGGAAUUCAAGAUGAUGCCCUGGCUUUCACUGUGAAACCAAAGCCACUGCUGAUGUUUGUGGUUUCAAUGUCUCGGACUCUUUAAAGGGGAGGAACUUUUCAGGAAUAACUUGUACUGCCCAGAGAUGAACAUCAGUGAUGAAAGCUCUCAGUCUGGAUCCCCAGACUCUCUCCCAGUUUUGCUUGUGAAGAUGAGUCAAUUUAUACUAAAUGCAAACAAACUUAGACUUUCUUAUGCCCUUGACAAAUUCUCAUGAUUGAUGUCCGCAACUGAGUCAAUGUGUUUAAUGACUGGGAACUCCGGCACAUGGAAACCUUCUGAGGUACAGGAAGAUAAUAAUAUUUCAAAAGGAUAGUAUUUGCAAAUGUCCAGAGUUUUUGUUGUGGGCAAAUCAUAUUGCCUCAAAUGGGAAAGUACUGUAUCUGGUACAUUUUGCAACUUUUCCCUUUUUGCAACACUUACACAGAACAUUUUAAUGUCCUUGGGUUUUUUCCAUUUCUCAAAAGGAACAUUCCUGAUGACUUUUCUCAGCUACGUAAUAUUAUUCUUAUUCUUAUUCUUAUUCUUAUUCUUAUUCUUAUUCUUAUUCUUAUUCUUAUUCUUAUUCUUAUUCUUAUUUCUUUUUUCCCUCAGGAAGAAUGUCUUUGGAGAACAUCGACGUGCCUGUCCACCCGCCCGACGUUCAGUAAAUCCUUGACCGCGGCAGAUGCUACGAGGCCGCGGUGCGGGGAGAUGUCCGUGUAGGGCCGGCCGCGGGGCAGGACCGGGAGCAGCAGCGGGGCGGGCCGGGGAGGGGCGUUGGAAGCACCGCCACCUGCCCGGCGGGGCCGGGCCGCCCUCGGGCUAUUUAGCGGAGCGUUGGGUGCAGGUGCCGCUCGCAGCCGCGGUUGGCAACGGGCUCGGACGCCAUGAAGGGCGGUGGCAUCGAGAACCCGGCGUUCGAGACGCCCUGCUCCGACUUCGGCCGUCGGUGCCACGCGGGCCCCGCCAGGGCCGGCGCCGCCGCCGCGGCUCCCGCCGGGCCCGGCCCUUGCCCCGAGGAGGGGCCCUGCGGGUGGGGUCCCUGCGCCCCCAGAGCUCUGCAGCUCUGCAACAAUUCCGAGGGGUACUUGGCUGCCUACAGCCUGUUGGCCAUCCUCCAAGGUAUUGUGGUAAAUGGCCUGAUUAACAUUAGUAUUUCAACAAUUGAGAAGCGUUAUGAGUUGAACAGUUCCCUCACUGGCUUAAUCUCUGCAAGUUAUGACAUUGCUUUUUGUUUAUUGUCACUGUUUGUAUCUUACUUUGGAGAAAGAGGGCACAAGCCACGAUGGCUUGCUUUCUCAGCAUUUAUGCUAGGACUGGGCUCACUUGUAUUUUCCUUACCACACUUCAGCAGUGGAAAAUACCAAUAUGGAGGUAAAAUUGAAGACACAUGUCAAACUGCAGCAACCACCUUUGCUAAUGCCACUUGCAGUGCCAGCAAAACCUCUUCACUUCGCAAGUAUAUGUAUGUCUUUAUCCUUGGACAGCUGCUGCUGGGAGUUGGAGGAACUCCUCUAUAUACUUUAGGGACAGCUUUUAUUGAUGAUAGUGUCCCAAAACACAAGUCUUCCCUUUAUAUAGGAGUUGGCUAUGCCAUGUCUCUGCUGGGUCCUGCUAUUGGCUAUGUCUUAGGAGGACAGCUGCUUAAAGUUUAUAUUGAUAUCCAGAUCCCCAAAAGUACAAAGGUGGAUCAAGAUGACCCACGCUGGCUUGGAGCAUGGUGGAUAGGAUUUCUUGCAUGCUUUUUUGCAAUUUGGCUUCUUAUAAUACCCUUCUCGUGCUUUCCAAGGCACCUACCAGGAACUGCAAAAAUUCAGGCUGAAAAAAUCUCAGAAACUCAUGAUGAUGGAGGUCAGGUACUGGUACAGACCAACAAUAUUGGACAAAGUUUUAAAGACUUUCCUAUGGCUCUCCUGAUUCUCUUGAGGAAUCCAGUGCUUAUGAGUCUAAUAAUAGCCAGUUCCUCAGAAGCUUUAGUUGCCACUGGAUUUGCCACAUUUCUACCGAAGUUUAUAGAAAAUCAAUUUGGAAAGUCAUCAAGUUUUUCAGCAACGCUUGGAGGACUUGUACUAAUUCCAGGAGCAGCGCUAGGCCAAGUCAUAAGUGGUGUCUUGGUUUCCAAGUGCAAAAUGGAUUGCAAAGGCAUAAUCAAGUUCAUGAUAAGCACCUGUUCAGUGGCCUUAAUAUUAAACACAGUAUUUUUAUUUGCUAAAUGUGGGAAUGAACCUUUUGCAGGUGUCUCUGAAACAUAUAAUGGAACAGGCACUCUAUAUAACUUAACAGCACCAUGCAAUGCUAACUGCAGGUGUUUACGCUCCAUAUACUACCCAGUUUGUGGCAGUGAUGAAGUCCAGUACUUUUCUCCCUGUUUUGCGGGAUGUGCCUCAUAUCUUUUUAACAACAUGAAAAAGACAUACCACAACUGUUCCUGUAUUGGGAAACCAAAAAGAGGAAAUGGUUCAGAAGACUUUAUCUAUGAAGCUGUCCCUGGGAAAUGUCCAACACAAUGCAAAUUUUUACCUUUAUUCCUGACCUUCUUCUUUUUUGCUGUUGUUUUUACAUUUAUGGCUACUACUCCAACAACUGUGGCCAUUCUCAGGUGUGUGCCAGAUAAACAGCGCUCAUUUGCUCUUGGAGUACAGUUAGUGUUUCUGCGACUACUGGGUACUAUUCCUGGACCAAUUUUGUUUGGUGUUGCUAUAGACAACAGUUGUACUCUGUGGGAUAUUAAUGAAUGUGAAACUAAAGGAGUUUGCUGGGUGUAUGACAAUGAAAGAAUGGCUUAUUUGCUGAUGGGCAUAAGUGCUGUUUGCAAAAUCGUCACAAUCAUCUUUGUGGUCAUGGCAGUGUAUUUCUACAAGCCUCCACCAUUAACUAAAGCCCUGCCACGAAAGACUUCAGAAAAGAUAUCUGUUAUACACACAUAAAUUAUGGGCAAAUCAGAGACUUCUGAAAGAAAACUAUAAAAAUAAGCAUUAUUACAAUACUUGUACCAAAGUUCUUGUACACUGUUGCCUAAAUACAAAAGAUCAUAUUCAAUGUUUGAACAACUUGAAAUAUUUUGAAUCUGUAGUAUUCUCUGAUUUGCUAAACAUUGUUUAGUAUUCCAUUGUGGCUAUCCAAAGAAGUUACACUGAAAUUUGCAGUCUAAUUUUAAAAGUCUAGUAUGUAACUUAAUUGAAAUAAGAUGGAAUAUUCUGAUCAUAAAACAGGAAAAAUAAACUGAACUGAUAUGAGCUGUUUAUCCCUAAAUAUUACUGUAGUGGGAGAAAACAAGUAACUUGGUAUAUUGAAGGGAAGUGUGUAUGUUUAAAAAGGAUUUAAUGUGCACAUAAUCUGGGCUAGUGCCUUUGGGGAUUUUUCUGUAGGAACACUUGGGAAUGUGUAAGUAUGACUGUUUUAGAAAUAUUUUUACAUGUUAUCUUAAUGACAUAAGUUCAUAUUUUAGUAUUUGCAGGAAAAUGUUAAUAGUUAUGAUAGAAUAGCUGGGUUGCAAAAUCAAAGUAUUUGUUAAUUUAAAUACUUGAGCUUCUAUCUGGAACAUAUACAGAAACUUGCUGUCCAGGUGCUUUAUUUAAACAUUCUAAAAAUGUUUCUAUAAAAUUUUAAAAUAAAACCUAUUUUCUUACUGCA
This is a messenger RNA of Vidua chalybeata, 3718 nucleotides long. It is a transcript of the gene SLCO4C1, whose product is annotated as solute carrier organic anion transporter family member 4C1. Gene Ontology annotation, molecular function: protein binding. The transcript is spliced from 13 exons. Gene Ontology annotation, cellular component: membrane. Bases 973 to 3012 code for a protein of 679 amino acids. Gene Ontology annotation, biological process: sodium-independent organic anion transport; transmembrane transport. Lineage: Eukaryota; Metazoa; Chordata; Aves; Passeriformes; Viduidae. The record is from RefSeq and is a predicted model, not a curated record.